AUGUCUUUCACAGCGUAUGAUGCCCUCGCUUUUGCCGGACUGCGAGCUAUAGACGUCUUGGUCUUUGCUAUGAGCAACAUUAUCAUGGCUCUCGGCUACUUCUUUGUCAAUUACCCUCAGGCCUCCACUUUGGCUAUCUCGCUUGUGGCGAUCUACAUAACUUACAAGAUGUUCAGAAGAAUCCUCAGGUUUUUUGUCAAUGUUGUUUUAACCAUGAUCAAAUUGACCACGGUGUCUUUGGUCUUAUUGAUGCUUCUUGCCGUUUAUGUUAGAGGUUUCGAACGAUUUUUCACCAAGGACAUUUACUUCAUCAAGGAAUUGUUAUUCUCCAAGGUCGAGGCCUCCGACCAGGCAUUCAAGCAGUAUGCUUACAAGAUCAUGAAUGACGAUGGAUCUGAUUAUUUGCAUGGAGUCAAGGAUUUUUUCGAGAGAAGCUCUUUUCACAUUGAUGAGUCUUACAUCAAUCAGUUUGCAGGCUCUCCUGACAGCAUACGGGAGAGCUUGAACAGAGGCUUUGAGUCCGUUCAAGGAGCCUUUGGAGAGGAAGGCUUGCGCAACCUCAACAACUUCUUAAAUAACCUUAAUCACUAG
Candidozyma auris is the source of this 591-nucleotide messenger RNA. RefSeq lists its product as uncharacterized. The record is from RefSeq and is a predicted model, not a curated record. NCBI's taxonomy places the organism in Eukaryota, Fungi, Ascomycota, Pichiomycetes, Serinales, Metschnikowiaceae. The transcript has a single exon. The coding region runs from base 1 to 591 and encodes 196 amino acids.